Molecule: messenger RNA, 2087 nt
Organism: Onychomys torridus (southern grasshopper mouse)
Lineage: Eukaryota; Metazoa; Chordata; Mammalia; Rodentia; Cricetidae
Gene: Sh3glb1
Product: SH3 domain containing GRB2 like, endophilin B1
Exons: 11
Coding region: 362-1570 (402 amino acids)
Biological process (GO): membrane organization
Cellular component (GO): membrane; cytoplasm
Molecular function (GO): protein binding
Source: RefSeq, a predicted model, not a curated record
GCCACGCCCCCCGGAGCCGCCUGGUUUCCGCCGCUGAGGAGCCCGCUCCACACUGCGGGGCCGAGAGGUCGCGGUCGGUGGCUCCCGACGCGACCCGCAUCCCGGUGGCGGCUGCUCGGCGACGCGACCGGCCGGCGGGGCGUGGGAGCGGGCGGGCGCGCGCUCGGGGACGCGGGCUCUCCGGCCCGGCCACACCCUCCGCCUCCGCCCGCCCCUCAGGAAACGACAGCUGCGCGGGGCUGGCGCCGCCUCCCGCCGCCUCCCACGUCCGCCCCGCCGUCGCCCGGCGCCCCAGCCCCGCCGCGGCGCCCCCCGCCUCCCCGCGAGCCCCGCCGGCGGCCCUGGCCCGCUGCCGCCCGGCAUGAACAUCAUGGAUUUCAACGUGAAGAAGCUGGCGGCCGACGCGGGCACCUUCCUCAGCCGGGCCGUGCAGUUUACAGAAGAAAAGCUCGGACAAGCAGAGAAGACGGAAUUGGAUGCUCACUUGGAAAACCUCCUUAGCAAAGCUGAAUGUACCAAAAUAUGGACAGAAAAAAUAAUGAAGCAGACUGAAGUGCUGUUGCAGCCAAAUCCAAAUGCCAGGAUAGAAGAAUUCGUUUAUGAGAAACUGGACAGAAAAGCACCAAGUCGUAUAAACAACCCAGAACUUUUGGGACAAUAUAUGAUUGAUGCUGGGACUGAGUUUGGCCCAGGGACAGCUUAUGGCAAUGCCCUUAUUAAAUGUGGAGAAACACAGAAGCGAAUCGGAACAGCUGACAGAGAGCUGAUUCAAACAUCAGCCUUAAAUUUCCUCACUCCUUUAAGAAACUUCAUAGAAGGGGAUUACAAAACAAUCGCAAAAGAAAGGAAACUGUUACAGAAUAAGAGACUGGAUUUGGAUGCUGCAAAAACGAGACUUAAAAAGGCAAAGGCUGCAGAAACUAAAAGUUCACAACUAAACUCCGCCCGCCUUGAAGGAGAUAACAUUAUGGUAAAUUUCUCUUACAUGCUCAACUUCCUGCAUGUAAAAUGGCUGAAGAUUUGGGCGGAGGAAGUGACAAAAUCUGAACAGGAAUUACGAAUAACUCAAAGUGAAUUUGAUCGUCAAGCAGAGAUUACCCGCCUUCUGCUAGAGGGAAUCAGCAGUACACAUGCCCAUCAUCUCCGCUGUCUGAAUGACUUUGUAGAAGCCCAGAUGACUUACUAUGCACAGUGUUACCAGUACAUGUUAGACCUGCAGAAACAGCUGGGCAGUUUUCCAUCCAAUUAUCUUUCUAACAACAACCAGAGUUCUGGGACACCUGUACCAUCUGCUUUAUCAAAUGUGAUUGGUCCUUCUGCUAUGGCUUCAGCAGGUAGCCUAGUAAUCACCUCUCCUUCCAACCUCAAUGACCUUAAAGAAUCUAGUGGCAGCAGGAAGGCCAGAGUUCUCUAUGAUUAUGAUGCUGCAAACAGUACUGAACUGUCACUUCUGGCAGAUGAGGUAAUCACUGUGUUCAGUGUCGUUGGAAUGGAUUCAGACUGGCUAAUGGGGGAGAGAGGAAAUCAGAAAGGCAAGGUGCCAAUUACCUACUUAGAACUCCUCAAUUAAAUAGGGAGACCAUGAAAGACUACCCAUCAUGACACCAUAUUUAUAGACAGUAACUCUAAAGCAAGUUUAAGUAUCUUUCAUGUUAAUGAGAUAUAAGGGACUGAAAAAAGUUGCAAGCCAUCAGAAACUGGCCAUCCUGCCAAUAAAAUUGCAUGGUUAAUAAUUCAUUACAGAAUUUUGGUUAGAGAUUUCAUAACAAGAAUGUUUUCUUACACAAUUCUCUUUCUACUGAGGGUUCACUAACAAGCAGCUUCUACUUUUGAGCCCCAAUUUAUAAACAAAAGAAUUGUUUUCUACUGAAUUUUUCAUUAACGGCAAGCUUUUCUUUUAUGCAAAAUAAAUUUAUGUGCAUGAUUCUAGUGACUCAUUUUUUAGGUAUAAUAGCCAAAGAAUAAAGACUCAUUUUUACCUUGCUGCCCAAUAGGAAUCAGAUGACUUAAAUACUGUGCUUUAGUGAGGUCUCUUGGCUUUUGACUUUUGUUUUUAUUUGGUUUGGUUUGAUUUGGUUUUGUUUAUU